Messenger RNA from Cuscuta europaea, 2003 nucleotides. Lineage: Eukaryota; Viridiplantae; Streptophyta; Magnoliopsida; Solanales; Convolvulaceae. The record is from the annotation of a GenBank genome assembly.
UCAAGCCUCUCACGUCCAUUUCUCUCUUUCAUCUCUCUAUACACUCACUGUACCGGAGAUUCGCCGGCGCCGUCCGCUUCUUCCUCCGAUGGAAGUCCAAACUCACCCUCCAGCGACCUUCAGUUCCGACUCCGGCCCUCGCAACACCUGCUCCUCCUACGUCGAUCCACCGAAGCUCUGCGCCUCCGGCUUCCGGGGCUCCGCCGAUGGUUUCGGACGCAGCAGUUUCGACGACGGAGGUAAGGAAUGCGGUGUCGUCGGAGACAAAGUUAGCGACUACAGUCCGUCUCCCUUGUCCGUUUUGUGUCCUGAAGCUGCUUUCUACGCUGACAAUGGAGAGGACGUUAGAGGCUUAGCCUCCCUCGAAGAGGCGGGGACGGUGGACAAACUGCAGAGAUGUACGUCCAACGCCGCCAUGAAGGUGCAGAAGGUGUACCGGAGCUACCGUACCCGGCGCAUGUUAGCCGACUCUGCUGUGGUUGCUGAAGAGCUCUGGUGGCAAGCUCUUGAUUAUGCUCGAUUAAAUCACAGUACAAUUUCAUUCUUCAACUUCUUGAAGCCAGAAACAACCACUUCUCGCUGGAACCGAGUUCGCUUGAAUGCUUCAAAGGUGGGUAAGGGUCUGUCUAAACAUGAGAAGGCUCAGAAAUUGGCAUUUCAACAUUGGAUUGAAGCGAUUGACCCACGCCAUCGUUAUGGGCAUAAUUUACAUUUCUAUUACGAGGAGUGGUGCACGUCUGAUUCGGGUCAGCCAUUUUUCUUUUGGUUGGAUCUUGGAGAUGGUAGAAAAGUUGAGCUGAAGAAAUGCCCAAGGUCAAAGCUCCAGCAACAGUGCAUUAAAUACCUUGGACCACAAGAGAGGGAUCAUUAUGAAUAUGUAGUGGUUGAUGGGAAAAUCGUGAGCCAAAAAACUGGAAAGCUUCUUGAUACCAACAAAAGUUUACCGGGGGUCAAAUGGAUUUUCGUGAUGAGCACCUCCAAAAAGCUUUAUGCUGGCGAGAAAAAGAAGGGAAUAUUUCACCAUUCCAGUUUUCUAGCUGGUGGGGCAACUUUAGCUGCUGGUAGACUUGUGGUAGAAGAUGGAACACCUAAGUCUAUUUCACCCUACAGUGGACACUAUCGGCCAAGUGAUGACAGUCUCAACACCUUUCUGUCAUUUCUCAAGGAGCACGGAGUCAACCUUGAUGAGGUUCAGAUAAAGAAGGCCGGUGAAGAACUGUGUAUCUCUACAGACUCCCCAUUCGGAAUUCCAGUUUAUUGUGAUUCUCCACUGCCAUAUACCCGUGAACAAAAUGAGGAGAAGAAAGAUUGGUUAGCAGAAUUAUCGGCCAAACUGCCCCCACCAGCACCAGCACCAACUCUAUCACCAGCACCUAUCCUUGCACCUGCACCACCUAGCAACAACUAUAGAAGGACAUUGUCCGGUGGACUCCAGAGCCAAAAGUCAGAGGUGCCAAAGACUGCAAUCCUGCAAAGGAUCAACUCCAAGAAUGCAUCCAGUUCUUACCAACUGGGGAAACAACUCUCCAGAACAUGGUCAACCGGUGCGGGCCCCAGGAUUGGCUGUGUUGCUGACUACCCGGUUGAGUUGAGGCUGCAAGCCUUGGAGCUCACUAAUCUCUCACCCCCCACACCUCCUCCAUGCCUCCAAGACUUCUUUUCGCCGGCAACUCGUUCUUCAUCAGUUCCUGUCUCAUCUUUACUAUCUUAAUUAACAAACACUCAUCCAUCUGUCUAUCUAUCUAUCUAUCCUCCCAUAGCUAUGUAUACGAAGUAUGUGUUAAGUUGUAGUAGUUUCCUUGUGUUUGUUGUACUUGUGCCUCCAUGCUCCUGGGCGGUGGAGUAUAUAUGUGAUAGUUUUCUGCAGUACGUAUGGACUCUUGACUCGAAAAAAGACCAUCUUUUUCUUAUAAUUAAGGCUAUUGAUGUUAUUAUUACAUGUAGCUCCAAAGAUAAAUGGGUCGUGUUUAAUAAACCUUCGCAAUGCACGAUUAGUAAGGGAA